AUGGCGAUCAGCGUUGAUGCAGGGACGUCCGGGCUGAUGUCCGGCGCGGUGCCGGGUGUCGAUCCCCCACUGUGCCGCGCUGAUGUUUUGAGCUUUCUGGGGGUUGCCGGGCGGGAAAUGAGCCCAUUCGCCGUCGCCCUGCUGGUUUUGCUGGGGGAGAUGGCGGCCGGGGAGGGCUCCCAGUACAAGCCGUAUUUGGACAGCCUGCCACUGGACAGCAACUGUGUUUGGAAUUGGAAUGAGAGGGAAGCUGUAGAGCUCGAAGUUGGCAAUGUGCAGGUACCUCCAUACGAUCGUCGGUUGGCUCUUUCGCACUGCUAUUUGAUGGCGCAUUGA
Messenger RNA from Ostreobium quekettii, 336 nucleotides. The record is from the annotation of a GenBank genome assembly. NCBI's taxonomy places the organism in Eukaryota, Viridiplantae, Chlorophyta, Ulvophyceae, Bryopsidales, Ostreobiaceae.